UUGUUUAUCAAUAUUCAAAAAAGUGUGGUCUAGUCGAUAAAACGACAUUAUUUCCAAGCAUACAAAAAUUGCUAAAUACAAUAAUGACUGAAUCUCAGAAAACACAAUUUGAGGCGAACCCUCGUGCGUUCCUUGAGCAGCACAUCACCGCUUUACAAAGCGAGUCGAAGAUUACCCGAAAACAGGCCCUGGUUAAGAUCAACGAAGAGAUAUUUGAGAACCCGGAGCACAAAGAUUGCGACUUAACUGUCGUUUUCCCAGACGUCUAUGCUUACGUCUUGAAGAGUAUCGCUGAUUCUUCCGAGGCUUGUCGAGAGAUUGCAGCAGCAAUAAUCUCCAACUUCAUCGGCCGGUUACCGCUAAACGAUUAUUAUUUAACGUAUAUUUUACCAGUUCUAGUCCGUCGGAUUGGUUGUCCAGAGAUUGUAGAAGAAUCUGAAGAGAUUCGUUUAAUUUUAGUACAGCUAGUUCACCAGAUAAUUAUGAAAUACAAUGUGACACAUCUCCUUAGUCCAUUCAUCAAUGAUUUCACAAGCAUCCUCGCGAAGACCAGCACGGACCCGUUUCCGAAGGUAAAGCUGGAGGCCUGCGAGUGCAUCAUUCUGCUGUCGAGGACCCUGGCUCGGGACUUCCAUUUCCAGAGUGAGAGCUAUGUGAAACCAGUCCUGUCUAACUUUGCUCAUCAACAUUAUAAGGUUCGGGUGGCGUCAGUUAGAGCUAUUGGAGCAAUAGUAAUAGCCGGAAACGCUAAGUGUUUUGAGCUGUCCAUCACUCCAAUGGCUGAAAAGCUGUUUGACGAGAAUAGCCAAGUCCGGCUGGCGGUCACGGAGGAGGUUGGCAACUGGAUGCUGAACUACCGAGACCGUUACUCGUUCUGGCAUCGCAUGAUUCCUCUGCUGUUGACCAGCAUGAGUGAUGUAAUAGAAAACAUCAGAGAAACAGCCGCAAAGCUCUGGACGGACAUCGGCCUUCAAUACAUGGAAGAAAAUGAGGAGGACCUCAAGAAAAGAACGGACUUCCUCAAGGACGUGCCGUCACAUUACCCCGACGUGAAGAGACCCAAUCUGGGCUGCAGGCAGCUGGUGCAGAGCAAUAUUGGGAAGAUUGUGCCGGCUAUUGGAAGAGAAAUGGAAGGCUGGCAGGCAGACGCCCGUCUCCGCGUAGCUCAGCUACUGUGCUGGCUUGUACUAUGCGCGGAAGAAGGUUCCACACAACACGCCAACACCAUUGUGCGAACCCUACACCGUGGGGCUAGUGACGAUGAUGACCGAGUUAUUCUAGAGGUGAAACGCGCCGCGGAGCUAUUCGGCUACUUCAUUAGUCCAGACACGUGGUGGCCACUGCUGGAGGCCGAGAUGGACUCGUGGGGGGCUCUCAUCGUCCUCGCGAAUAUCAUUAAAGGCUCCAAAGCGGAUCUGGUGCUGCCCAAGUUGAAGGACAUAUUCAAGGAGCUGGCUGAUCCAGACAGGUGUAGGGUUAGAAAGGAAAAAUACCAAAGAGGCCUCCUCUACGUGUCGGAAGCGGUGCUGGAUCUUUGCGGCGAGGGAUGCCAACGAGUAGCAGAAGAGUUGUUCACCAUCAACUUCACCGUCUACGCCAUGCCUGCGGAUGAUAAGGCCCAGUUCAUGGCUCUAUCAAACCUGGACAAGCUCCGUUUUGUAGAGAAUUGCGGGCGUACCCUCACCACGCUAUACGAGAAGCAUAUUCGGCACAUCCUGGCCGCCAUCACCUCGGAGGCCCUGACUUGGACGCUGCUGACGCCAGACAGGUGUCUUCUGGAAUGCGUGCUGAUGAAUACUGGUUCAGCCAUGUCGUCUAACCUGCACCUCAUAGCCCCCCUCUUGAAGGAAUGCCUCGCGACCCCCAAAGUGGAUCCCGAGGUCAAGCUGAAGAUGUUCACCUCUCUCUCCACCGCGCUGUUGCGGCGGCAGGACAACUUUAACAAGUGCAGCGGCGACAUACUAGAGGCUUUCUUGAAAAUUAUCAUUGAAGAGGUGAUAUUGGUUAAUUUGGUAUGGGAACCAGGCCGCACUGCUGAAGCAAUUCGCACGGCAGCCAUAGCAUGUCUGUGUUCAGCAUUACAAGAGAACCCUCGUAACGAGCUUGAGACGGAGAGCGGGGCUGACGGAGACAAGCAGGACAAAGACAAGGCAAUAAAUCUAUUCCCAACAAAAGAGUCCCUGGAGCCAUUCUUAGAGCAAAUAGUCCCGUUGCUGAACAGUUUACUGGAUGACAACUCGGCACUGACUAGACAACAUACUCUUCGGGCGAUUUGCUGUCUAGCUACAUUGGCAACUCGGCGAGGUUGCUUCGCUGCUGAAAUAUUACACAAGUUGUACUUUGGAGUGUUGAAACGUCUCGACGACAGCAACGACAAAGUCCGUUCCUUCGCCGUCCAAACCCUCACCACGUUGUUCAAAAACCGCCCUCUCCCGUACGACACCAUACUCUACAACGCACACAUCGAUGCUACGUACAGCGCCAUGCUUAUACACCUUGACGACACCUCCGAGGAGUUUCGCAAGGAGAUGCUAGAUGCCUUGAUGACGCUAAGUACCAUUGACGCGGCGCUUCUCAUGAAAAAAGUGAAAGCAAAUAUUCAGCUGUACAGAAAUAAAGCGGCCUAUGAACGGCUGUCUAGCCAUAUUGAGAAGAUAUUGAAGUCUUAGCUUAAUUUAUAUUUUUAUUUUUAUCGUAAAAGUCAAUUUCCAUGUAGGCCCCACCGACUAGAUGGUUCGACAAGCUAAGAAGGCCACCUCAGGCAAACUCCAUCAAGCGGUGAGGGAUAAGGGAAAUCGAGACAGAUGGAGACAGACAGAGACAAAUCACAGGAGCUGCAAAACCAAGUGGUCACAAUCCUCAGUAAUGAGGGACCGACAAAUAAGUAGAAGAGUAGGGUUGACCUUACAAUAAUUUGGGACCUACGCAAAUGGUCCUAUUUAUAUGGAGACUUAGGGUGUGGCAUCCGUGGGAAUGUCCAGAUCCCUCAAGAGUGUUGGGCAAAAUGAGGAAAAUCAAUUUUCGUCAUGGCUGAUCAAUGAUCAUACAAAUAUUGUAAUAGUAAAGUGGCCUUAGUUCAUGCAAAGAGGAUAUAAUAAGAUAGAGCGGUACUGUCAUAGUAAAUUUUGUAACUACUGUAAAUUCACUGCCAUCUAUCGACAUACUUUAAAACUAAAAAUGAAGAUUUAUAAAAAUACGUUAAAAUGUGUUUAAAUAUGGAUAAAUGAUUUUUUUAUUUGCAUUAAUUAUUUUUAUAUGAUUUUGACCCAUGUUCUUUAACGGAUAUGCGUUAAAAUUAUAAAUAACAAACGAAACCGUCAACGCCAUCCAUACGGGAGUAGGCCAAAGCUAGUGGCGCUAUCUGAUCGAGAAUCAAAUUUUCGUGAUUUUUGAGGCACGUUUAUUCCUUAGACUGUAUCCAUCUAUUACGGAGUUAUAUCUAUCUUUGGUUCAUGGCUUAAUUUAUAGUUUGUCAAAGGACUGUCUCAUUUCAAACAUAGACAGAGAGAAUCAUACUAUCUUUAUCUUACACUAGUACUAGCACCCAAAAGAAAAGGAUGAGUAUAGUAUUUUUUGUUAUUAUUUACUGACAAUUUGGCUUGACCAAAUAUAGCUAACGACAUUAAGAAGGUGUUGCAAAAGGCUACAUGUAGAGGCAGUUAGCAUGAAUGACUGAUAUCAGGUACAGCGAGCUGCAAAAGUGCUUAGCCACUAUGAACGGGAUUCGUUUAUAAAGUGGGUAUGCACUUAUUUAGCUGUCUAUCGCUCGAAUAUGCAAGAGCGAUAGAGAGGCAGAUAACGAAAUUUCGUUUUUCGCGGUAGACCCUAAGCAUAAAUGGUUUCAUUUUUAGCCGUAGCGAGCGCUGUGAUCGUAUUAUUGCAUAAUGUUUUUUUAAAUAUUGAACUCUAAAAACGUUUUGGUGGUAACCACUGGGAAAAAAAUCCCACCUUUUACCAUUGCACCACUUGGUGGUACAAUUAUAUUGAUUAGGUAUAGGUACCUAAUAUAUUAUGCAAACAAAAGUAUAUACUUAUUGGUUUGUAAUUGAUUGCUGCUGGCAUUAGUCAACAGAGCAGUAUUCACUCAAAGCAUACCAUGAAGUCCCUUGUCUGCUUCUUGUUUUUUUAAUAGUAAUUUUAUAAUAUUAUUUACAGUAGGUAGAUAGGUACAUGAGUUUUUUUCAUGCAGAUUAAGGAUGGUAUAUGCAGAUAGCUAAAUUUAGAGUUGUCUAGAGGCAACUUAAUUAGUUUAAUUGUAAGAUCCUUUCUAGAUUUUAGUUUAUAGUUUAGAAGUGCAAUAAAUUGGUUUUAUCUUGAAA
This is a messenger RNA of Cydia strobilella, 4319 nucleotides long. RefSeq names its product dynein axonemal assembly factor 5 (gene Dnaaf5). NCBI's taxonomy places the organism in Eukaryota, Metazoa, Arthropoda, Insecta, Lepidoptera, Tortricidae. Gene Ontology annotation, molecular function: dynein intermediate chain binding. The transcript is spliced from 12 exons. Gene Ontology annotation, cellular component: cytoplasm. Gene Ontology annotation, biological process: cilium movement; outer dynein arm assembly; inner dynein arm assembly. The record is from RefSeq and is a predicted model, not a curated record. The coding region runs from base 84 to 2669 and encodes 861 amino acids.